AUGCAUUUAAAAUAAUCUUAAAAAGUAUCUCCAAGCAAUUCCUUAUAAGCUGAAAAAAAGAGUCAUAGUAUUGAUAUAUCUUUCAAAAAUGUAUCCUAUAGCGUUAUAUAAAAAUAAGGAGUACAUAAAAACAUUCUUAAAAACCUUACUGGAGUGAUGAAAAGUGGAGAAAUUACUGCAAUUCUUGGUCCAAGUGGAGGUGGAAAGACAUCUUUAUUAAAUAUACUCUCUGGUAAGAUAGUAAAUGGAAAAAAUAUCUCCUUAACUGGAUAAAUCAUGGCUAAUGGUUAAACCUUCUCAAAUUAAGAUUUUACUAAAUUUAGUGGAUAUGUCAUGCAAAAUGAUAUCUUGUUAGACUUUUUCACUGUAAGAGAGGCUAUCCAAUUUGCAGCAGAUUUAAAAGUAAAUGGAACAGCAGAAAAAAAGAAAUAAAGAGUUAACGAAAUAAUAAAAAUAUUGAAACUUGAAAGAUGUUAGAAUACUUUAAUUGGAGGUGAACACGUCAAAGGAAUUUCAGGUGGUGAAAGAAAAAGAGUUAACAUAGCUUGCGAAUUGAUUAGUGAUCCUCAAGUUCUAUUUCUUGAUGAACCCACAAGCGGAUUAGACUCAUUCACUUCUUUUCUUGUAAUCAAGUUGCUGAAAGACUAUGCUCAAUAAUAGAAUAAAAACGUAAUUAUGAGUAUCCAUUCUCCAAAUAAAGAUAUUUGGGAUUUGUUUGAUAAUGCUAUCUUUAUGUCACAAGGAAGAUUUGUAUAUCAAGGAAAGGCUAAGAAUAUAAACCAUUUUUUCGAUUAAUAAGGUUUUUUUUGCCCUAAAAAUAUGUGUAAACCUGACUAUUACAUGUCUUAAAUAUCAGCAACAAAUGCUGAAAAAAAUCCUCAUAUUUUACCUGGGCUAUUUAGCUAAUAUGACAAUUAAAUAGAAUGCGAAAUGUAGGAGUCUGUAAGCAAAAUAGAAAUUGCUAAUAAAUACACAGUUAAUUAAUAUGACUUUUAUUAAGCUCCAUUUUUAUAAUAAGUUAAACACGUAGCAAUCAGGAAUUUAAUAAAAAUAAGAAGAGAUCCUCUAAUCCUAAAGAGUGAGCUAAUCUAAACAGUAUUUAAUGCUUUGCUUUUUGGUUUGAUAUUUUUAAAUUUAAAUGAAUUGGGAAAUGAAACAACUUUAAGAGAAAUCAACAACCGCAAUGGUAUUUUAUUCUUAGAUAUAAUGUCAAUGUUUAUGUCAGGUUGUAUGCAAAUCGUUAUUUCUUUCCCUUCUGAAAGAGGUGUUUAUAUGAGAGAAGAAAAUUCAAAGUAUUACACACCUAUUGCAUAUGCAAUAGGUAAGAUAUCUACAAAUAUUUUACUGAAGAUUUUUUAUCCUAUAAUUUAUGGAACUAUAGUUUAUUUUAUGGUAGGCUACACUCAUGACUAUGCUUAUUAGUAUUUUAUUUAUAUUUCAGUGCUAAUGCUUAUGACUAUUACUGGAGCAGCUAUAGGUUUCACUAUUGGUAUAGCAUUCAGUGAUAUAAGGACAUCUACUUCUAUCACACCUGCAUUUCUUUUGCCUAUAGUUUUAUUUUGUGGCUUUUUCAAAAGAAGAGCAGACUUAGCUACUUGGAUAGGAUGGAUUUAAUAUAUUUCGCCUUUGUCUUAUGCACUAGAAGCUAUCAUCAGAAACGAAUACAGAGAUUUUAACAGUACCUUAAAUCCUAUAAUUACUUUAGAUUACGAAAUAGGGCUUGGAAAUUGCAUAUGGAUAAUGUUUAUCCUAUAUGCCAUAUUUUAAUCAUUAUCUGUUAUAAUGCUUUAUGUUAAAAGAGGUUCAAUUUAAUGA
Messenger RNA from Tetrahymena thermophila SB210, 1815 nucleotides. Its product is annotated as ABC-2 family transporter protein. The record is from RefSeq and is a predicted model, not a curated record. Gene Ontology annotation, molecular function: ABC-type transporter activity; ATP hydrolysis activity; ATP binding. The transcript is spliced from 2 exons. Gene Ontology annotation, cellular component: membrane. NCBI's taxonomy places the organism in Eukaryota, Ciliophora, Oligohymenophorea, Hymenostomatida, Tetrahymenidae.